AUGCGCUGCUGUUGGCGAAUUCCUGUGCAUCCAAACACGGGAGCUGCGGCGAUCACCAGGUCCGAGCCUGGAAGCCUGCAACUGGAAGUGCGCUUGGCGAGUGGGGCCAGCUGCUCUGUUGUGGUGUCCCCAGAGUCGCGCGUUCGCGAUGUGAAGGCCCAGGCGCAAGAGCAGCUGAAGCGUCGCUUUCUGGCGCUGAGCUUUAGACACCAGCGCCUGGAUGUGGAAUCAGGAUUGGCUGAGCUUGGCGUGCGAGAUGGGGACAUCGUUGAUGCCAUUGUGCAGCCCAUCCAGUUGGCUUGCACCACCGGGGCCUUUGCCCUUCAUGCUACGGGAGGUUCUCUCCUGGCAUGGGGCGAUCCUGCCUAUGCCGGUGACAGCAGCCAGGUGCGGGAGCGGUUGGUGCGGGUCCAGCAGGUCCAAGCAACAUUUAGUGCUUUUGCUGCUGUCCUGAGAGACGGCUCUGUGGUGACUUGGGGCGAUCCUGACGAGAGUGGUGACAGCAGCCACGUGCAGGAGCAGUUGGUACACGUCCAGCAGAUUCAAGCAACACAUGGUGCUUUUGCUGCCAUCCUGGAUGACGGCUCUGUGGUGACUUGGGGCAUUGAUGACUACGGUGGUGACACCAGGCAGGUACAAGAGCAACUUGUGCGCGUUCGGCAAAUUCACGCAACCUGCGGUGCUUUCGCUGCCAUCCUGGACGACGGCUCUGUGGUGGCCUGGGGUGAUGAACGGGGCGGAGACAGCAGCGCGGUGCAGGAGCAGUUGGUGUGCGUCCAGAAAAUCCAAGCAAGUGCCCGUGCGUUUGCUGCCAUCCUGCACAACGGCUCUGUGGUGACUUGGGGCCCUUCUGAAUCUGGCGGUGACAGCAGCCAGGUGCAGCAGAAGCUGGUGCGGGUCCAGCACAUCCAAGCAACAAAUGGUGCUUUUGCUGCCAUCCUGGACGACGGCUCUGUGGUAGCUUGGGGCGAUCCUCACGAGGGCGGUGACACUAGCCAGCUGCGAGAGCAGUUGGUACGCGUUCGGCAGAUUCAAGCAACACAUGGUGCUUUUGCUGCCAUUCGAGAUGACGGCUCCGUGCUGAGUUGGGGCAGUCCUGACCAUGGCGGUGAUUGCAGGCGGGUGCGAGAGCAGAUGUUGCGCGUUCAUCAGAUCCAAGCAACUGAGAGUGCGCUAGCUGCCAUCCUGGAUGACGGCUCUGUAGUGACUUGGGGCGACCCUGAGCAAGGAGGCGACAGCAGCUGGGUGCAGAAGCAGCUGGCGGGGGUCCAGCAGAUCCAAGCUACUCGGAGUGCUUUUGCUGCCAUCCUGGAGGACGGCUCUGUUGUGACUUGGGGCAAUCCUUUUUCUGGGGGUGACAGUAGCCGGGUGCGACAACGGUUGGUUCGUGUGCAGCAGAUCCAAGCAACUCACGUCUCGUUUGCCGCCAUCCUGGACAAUGGCUCUGUGGUGACUUGGGGUGAUUGUUGCUCUGGAGGUGACAGUAGCAAGAUUCAGCUGGACUCAUUGUAG
Effrenium voratum is the source of this 1512-nucleotide messenger RNA. NCBI's taxonomy places the organism in Eukaryota, Dinophyceae, Suessiales, Symbiodiniaceae. The record is from the annotation of a GenBank genome assembly.